AUGGAUCAAAAUCUGUUUGGAGGAGCCCCCAGGUUCCUCACCCGCCCAAAGGCGUUCUCGGUGUGUGUGGGAAAGGAUGCCACGCUGAGCUGCACUAUUGUGGGCAGCCCCACCCCGCUGAUCACCUGGGAAAAAGAAAAGCUGAAGCUAACAUCUGGGGGCCGCUUCAAGACCGUGGAGGAUGGAGACGUAUACCGCCUGACCAUCUACGACUUAACGCUGGAGGAUAGUGGACAAUACAUGUGCCGAGCCAAAAACAGUGUUGGGGAAGCGUAUGCUGCUGUGACCGUUAAAGUGGCCCUGCCAACAGAGAUGUCUCAGAGGGCCCCUGUUUUCAUGGUGAAGCCCACCUCUGCACGUGUGGGUCUAGGAGGUGAUGUUGUUUUCCUCUGCCGGGUUGCAGCUUACCCUGAAGCCAACUUUGAUUGGGAGAAGGAUGGGCGCUACCUGGGGGAGACGAAUCGCAUUAAGAUUGUUUCUGACAGCGACAGCAGCACCUUGAAGAUCCAGAGUGUGCGUAACCUGGACAGCGGCACCUACACCUGCAGGGCCCAGAACGCAGUUGGUCGUGCUCACGCUGCAGCCGCUCUUGUUGUAGACGCUCAGGAUUCUCGGCACCUGGCUUCAGAUAAGAGCACCUCCCUCCUCUCUCACCUGCAGAAGCGCAAAGAGGAAAUGAAGAAAGACAUCGCCGUCUAUCGCACUGACGAAAGCAGCACCACAGUCUCGUCCUCCUCUAAAACCAACAUCACGGAUGCUUUGAGUUCUCUGCGUCUGGAGCAUGAGCUGAGGGCGUCUGCACUGGCGAAGCUUCCCAAAGGUGUGUUCACCCGUACCUGCACAGUGACUGAGGGCAAACACGCCAAACUCAGCUGCUUUGUGACGGGUCACCCCAAGCCCCACAUUAUCUGGAGGAAGGAUGGGACAAACAUCAGCGAGGGCCGCCGGCACGUGAUUUAUGAGGACCAAGCUGAGAAUUUCAUCCUCAAGAUCCUGUAUUGCAAGCAGAGUGAUAAUGGUCUGUACACCUGCAAUGCAACCAAUAUGGCUGGGCAGACCUACAGUGCUGUGUUGGUAACAGUCAAAGAGCCUAAAGUGCCAUUCAAGAGGAAGCUGCAGGAUGUGGAGGUACAAGAGAAGACCUCAGCCACUCUGAUGUGUGAGGUGCCUCUUAUAGCCACCCAGGCCAACUGGUUCAUGGAGGAAACACGGCUGGAGCAAACUACAAAAUAUCGCAUGGAGGAGGAAGGCACUCUGCGUCGUCUCACCAUACACAACGUCACCACCAAUGAUGACGGUGUUUACAUCUGCGAGAUGAAAGAGGGCAGCCGCACUGUGGCUGAGCUCACUGUCCUAGGAAACAUUACUAAGAAGCUUCCUCGACGGACAGUUGUUCCUGUUAGUGACACCGUCAUCUUCUGUGUGGAGCUGGAACAUCCCUGCCCAGAUGCCUACUGGACUCGCAAUGGCGAGAAGUUGAAGCAAGAUUCCCGUAUUUCCAUUGCCUGUGUGCUUAGACAAUACACACUCACAAUUAGAGACUGCCAGGCAGAUGACUCUGGAGAGGUGGCCUUUGUAGCUGGAGACUGCAAGACUUCCACACGCUUCACUGUCACUGCUGCACGGAAGCAUCCUCCUGAUCCCCCAGUCGAUGCUGUGGUGCAGAACAAGACUGACUCGUCCAUCACCAUUCAGUGGUCUCCUCCUGACAGUGAUCGUCCCGUACCCAUCAAAGGCUACAUCGUGGAGAAGAGGAAGGUUGGUACUCAAACAUGGCAGAGGUGCAAUGCUGGAGAAAACAUUAUUUCAACAGAGAUUACCAUCUUCAACUUCACCGAGGAAGCCUCCUACCAAUUCCGUAUCUCUGCCAUGAAUGACUUUGGCCAGAGUCCGUACCUGGAGGUACCUGGAAGCUUUUACCUUGAACCCAGUGCAGAAAUCACAAAAGGCCUUAUGAACAGCACUGCAAUCUGUGGAGAGGAGCUCUCUAUUUCUGUGGAGCUGUCUGCUGUCUGCUCAGGCUUCUGGUCGCUAAAUGGCCGCCUGUUGCGCAGUGGAGCUGACUACCUCAUCACCAGAAUAAAGAACGUCCACACGCUGCUCAUCCGUGUUGUGACCAUGGAAAUGAAUGGAGUUGAGGUCAAGUUUGUGGGUGGAGGUUCACAGAGCAGUUGCAUCCUCUCUGUGAAAGCCCCUUCAGUCAGGUUUACCAACAAGUCAGAUCAUCUGGAGGUGGUGACCUGCAGUGCACAAGCCACUGCUCAGCUGACUGCUGAGGUGUCAGAUUACAAUACGCAGGUGGUUUGGAUGAGAAACGGGCGGGAGGUAAAAAUGGGCAAAAAGUAUGAAUAUGUGAUAAGUGAACGCAAGAGGAUCCUGAUGGUACACAAUGUUACAGAAGAGGAUGUGGGCGUGUACGAAUGUGUUUUGGCUGAUGACAGGCUGCCCAUACAACUCACUCUUAAAGAUGAACCUGCAAAGUUUCUAAACAAAGCCAGAGGUACCAUGGGAUUGUCGUCGUCCCUUAAAGGAGAUCUUGAGCUGAGCUGUGAGGUAUCUCCUGCCAGUGCUGUUGUUGUGUGGAGAAAAGAUCAAGUGGAGAUCACUGAGGACCAAAGAACUACCAUCAUCUCCAAAGGGACUCAAAGGAAGCUCAUCAUCAAGAGCGCCAAGAAAAGUGACGAGGGACAUUACUCCUGUGAGACAGCAGCUGAUAAAGUCACAUUCCAGGUCAAGAUAAAAGAAGCUCAAGCUGCAGCUGCCUUCUCCAACAAGGAGUCAGUCCAGAGGGAGGUGAAAGCCACUCUCUCCCAGAAGGCAACUCUUAGUUGCAAUGUGUCCGACAGCAAGACAGAGGUGAAAUGGUAUAAAGACGGCAAGCUGUUGGUGUCCAGCAGGACGAUAUACUCAGAAACAAAAGGCAAUACUCGUCAUCUGGUGAUCGAAAAGGUGGAGAAGAGUGAUGCUGGAGAAUAUACCUGUGAAGCUGGAGGGGACAAGCUGGUCUUCAGAAUAUUUGUGUCAGAUGCCCAGUCAGCUUUCUUCAACAAGGAGGCUGUUCAGAAGGAAGUGAACGCCACUCUCUCCCAGAAAGCUACCCUGAGCUGUGAGGUGGCUGACACCAAGACAGAGGUGAAAUGGUACAAGGAUGGCAAACUGCUUGCUUCAAGCAAGACGAUCCAUACUGAAUCAAAAGGCAAGAGUCGGCAGCUGGUGAUUGAGAGCGUAGAGAAGAAAGAUGCUGGAGAGUACAUCUGUGAGGCUGGGACUGAGAAGCUGGCUUUUAGGAUGCAGGUGACAGAGGCCAAGCUUGCCUUCUCCAACAAGGAGUCUGUCCAGAAGGAGGUGAAAGCUAUUCUGUCUCAGAAGGCCAGUCUGAGCUGUGAGGUUUCUGAUUCCAAGACAGAGGUGAAAUGGUACAAAGAUGGCAAGCUGCUCACUUCUACUAAGACAGUACAUACAGAGUCAAAGGGAAAAACUCGGCAGCUCUUGAUAGACAACGUGGAGAAGAAAGAUGUUGGAGAGUACAUCUGUGAAGCUGGAACUGAAAAGCUUGUCUUUAAACUUCAGGUGCAAGACACUCAGGUCCAGUCAGCUUUCUCCAACAAGGAGUCUAUCCAAAAGGAGGUGAAAGCCACUCUCUCCCAGAAAGCCACCCUGAGUUGUGAGGUAGCUGAUACCAAGACAGAGGUGAAGUGGUACAAGGAUGGCAAGCUGCUCACCUCCAGCAAGACAAUACAUGUAGAGUCUAAGGGCAAAAGUCGCCAGCUGGUGAUAGACAGCGUGGAGAAGAAGGAUGCUGGAGAGUACAUCUGUGAGGCUGGGACUGAGAAGCUGGCCUUUAAAAUACACGUGGAAGAAGCCCCAGCUGGCUUCUCUAACAAGGAGUCAGUCCAAAAGGAGGUGAAAGCUACUCUCUCCCAGAAAGCCACUCUGAGUUGUGAGGUUUCAGAUGCAAAGACAGAGGUGAAAUGGUACAAGGAUGGCAAGCUGCUGACUUCCAGCAAAGCAGUCCACAUGGAGUCAAAGGGCAAGACUCGUGAGUUGGUGAUAGAAAAAAUGGACAAAAAAGAUGCCGGAGAAUACACUUGUGAGGCUGGAACAGAGAAGCUGAUAUUUAAGCUGCAGUCGACAGAUGUAGCCGUCAAAUUCCAGAAGAAGCUUGUCAAAGACACAUCUAUUGUUCAAGCAAGUGAAAACAUUGUUUUAACCACCGAGCUGACUGCAGAGAGUGGUAGUGUGAAGUGGUUUAGAGAUGGAGUGGAACUCAGGGAGAGCAGCAAGUAUGAAAUGAAAAAAGAUGGCCUUUCUCGUACUCUGAUUGUGAAAUCCACAGAAACCAAAGACAGUGGCACAUACUCCUGUCAAACUGCUGGUGACAAACUGGAGUUCAAAGUUCAGGUUAGAGAUUCGGCUUUGAAGUUUGUUGUACCUUUGACACCUGCUACAGUGGAGUUGGGAGGUACACUUAGCCUGAUUUGUGAACUAAAUCAGCCCUCAGGGGAUGUUGUCUGGCACCGUGAUGGUCGUGAGAUUAAACCUGGAGGCAGGUACUCCGUCAGAACAGAUGGUGCUAAGCGAGUUCUUACCGUGACUGGCAUGGCUAAGGAAGAUGAAGGAGAAUACAGAUGUGAAUGCAAAACUGACAAAACCUCUGCUAAAGUCACUUCUAAAGCUCCGAGACAAGUGAGGCUGACCACUAAACUGAACAAUGUAGCAGCUAUGGAGGGGAAAGAUGCCAUUUUCAAGUGUGCUGUCAGCCCAUCAGAUGUCAGCGUUAAAUGGUUCCACAAGGAUGUACCCAUCACUGCUGGGCCCAAGUACAAGUUAGAACACGGCGGCAGCAGCCACUCACUUACCAUUACCUCUGUCACUCAGAAAGAUGCAGGAGAAGUCAGUGUUGAUGCAGAAGGCAAAAGCUGCAAAGCUACCCUGCAAGUGCAACAUGAACCUGUGACAUUUAAGAAGAAGCUAGAAAACCUGACAGUGGAGGAGCAAAGUGAGGCGAAGCUGGAAGUGGAACUCAGUAAGGUGUCAGGUGAAGUCAGGUGGAUGAAGAACAGUGUAGUGCUGCAGCCAGCAGGAAACAUGGAGAUUCGGGUAAAUGGAGCUAAACAGGCUCUGGUUUUCAAGAGUGUGACCCAUGCUGACCGUGGAAUCUACUCUUGUGAAACUCUGGAUGACAAGACCCAGGCCAAGCUCAGCGUAGAAAUGAAGAAGAUUCAAAUAAUAAAGAGUCUGACAGAAACGAAGGCACAUGAAACAGAGACAGUAACGCUUGAAGUAGAGCUCAGUCAGGCUGAUGUUGAAGGCUCCUGGAGCAGAGAUGGGACCAAGUUAAAAUCAGUGGGAAAUUGCCGCAUCACAGCUCUGGGGAAGAAGCAUACCUUGACGUUGUCCAGUCUCAAGAGGGAGGAUGCAGGAACUAUUUCCUUCCAAGCAGAGGGAGUUCAUACUUCAGCCAAACUGAUUGUCUCAGAACCUCCUGCCAUGAUCUCCAAACCCAUUAUGGAUAUCAGUGUUGCUGAGAAGGAGAAAGUUACUUUUGAGUGUGAAGUGUCCAGAACAAAUGCAGACGUUAAAUGGUUCAAGGACGAUGUGGAACUGAAACCAGGGAAGAACUUUGGCCUUCAUUCCUUAGGCCGGAAGCGCUCUUUGGUCAUCAACAAAUGCACCCCUGAAGAUGGAGGCACUUAUAUCUGUCGCACUGCUGAUGAUAACACCUCUGCCAAGCUCACGGUUCAUGCCAGAGAAAUCAAGAUUGUUAAAAAGCUGGAGGAUCUGGAGGUGAUGGAGAAAGAGAGUGCCUCAUUUGUCUGUGAAAUCUCACACGAUGAAGUAGAGUACCAGUGGUAUAAAGGAAAUACAAAGCUCAAAGCCAGUGACAACAUCAAGAUGAGACAAGAGGGCAGAACCUAUGUACUGCUGUUUAGGUCAGUUACUCCAGAAGAUAUGGGUGAGAUUAAAUUCACAGCUGAGAAAGCAUCUUCAACUGCAAAACUUAAAGUAAAAGAGCUGCCUGUCAAGUUUGUGAAGAGACUCAGGGAUAAGAUAGCGAUGUAUAAGCAUCGUGGUCAUCUCGAAUGCCAAGUGUCGCGGGCCAGUGCAAAGGUCAGGUGGUACAAGAACAAGACAGAGAUCAAACCCAGCAAAAAGUACGAGAUCAAAAGUGAAGAUGUGUACCGAAAGCUCACCAUCAACGAUGUGGACGAUAGGGAUGAAGACACCUAUACGUGUGACGCCACUGAUGACAAGACAUCCUGUAAACUGCUUGUGGAAGAGCAGUCCAUCAGCAUUGUACGAGAACUUAGUUCGGUAGAAGUCACAGAACCCUUUGCAGCUGUUUUUGAAGUUGAAAUCAGCAUGGAAUUAGUGAAACCUCCUGUGUGGACUUUGAAUGGAGUUGCUGUGCAGGAGGGUGCUGAUGUUGAGAUGGAAAAAGAAGGCACUAUGCAGCGUCUCACCUUCAAAAAGACCAAAGCAUCGAUGACAGGACCUGUGCAGUUUACUGCUGGGAAGAGCAAAUCUUUAGCUCAGCUCACAGUCAAAGAGCGUCCGCUUGAGAUUGCAGAGCCCAUCAAAGAUGUGAAGGCGAAAGAGAAAAGCUCAGCCAUACUCACCUGCAAAUUCUCUGCCUCACCCAAAGGGGUUAACUGGUUCAAGGGUGCGGUACCUCUGGCAGCAUCAGAUAAGUAUAAUAUUAAGCAAGAUGCUACAAGGGCACAACUCACUAUUCAUAAGUUGACUGUGGAAGACACUGGAGAGUACCGCUGUCAGUCUGGACCGGCUGAGACCAAAGGCACACUUCAUGUUGAAGCACGUGAAAUUAAGAUCACCAAGCACUUGGCUGACACAGAAGUUGAUGAAGACAGUGAUGCAGUGUUCACCUGUGAGAUUAACUAUGCAGAUGAAGAGGUGCAGUGGCUUCUGAAUGACAAAGUGCUCUUUACUAAUGAGGUCAACACCAUCGCUCAUGAUGGGAAGGUUCACAAGCUCACUCUGAAGAACUUGGCACCCCAGGAUGGAGGAACUAUUACCUUCCAAAUCCGCAAGCUGAAAGAGUCCGUCACACUUAGGGUUAAAGAAAAGCGUGCUGUUUUCCUGAAGUCUCUAGAUGAUGUCAUUGGAGAAGAAAAAGGCAUGGUAACCCUGGCAUGUGAGGCAUCAAAGCCAAGGGUCUCCCCCACAUGGAGAAAAGAAGGUAAAGUCUUAAAAGCAGGACCAAAGUAUGAGCUCCUUCACACAGGCAAGUCUUUGGGACUGAUCAUCAAGGAUGUCACCAAAGAAGAUGCUGGAGAGUACAGUUGUGAUCUUGGCACUGAGGUUUCUAAAUCAAAAGUCACCAUAAGAGAAAUUGGCAUUGGAAUCACAAAAUGGCUGAAGUCAGCUGAGGUGAAUGAAGGAGAGACAUGCAGCUUUGAGUGCAUCCUGUCUCGUGAAAGCACAGAUGAGUGCUCCUGGACUGUUAAUGGUCGAACUAUUGCCAAUGGAGGCCGCUUUAAGAUCUCCAGUAAAGGACGCAAGUACAUGCUGACUAUUCAAGAUGUCACCCCUGCAGACGGUGGUGAGGUGGUCUUCAACCUUAAAGACCUCAGCUCCAAAACAACAUUAACAGUUGAAGGCAAAGCGUCAUCUGUAUCAAAAGGCCUACAGAAUAUUUGUGCCAUUCAAGGGGAAGACGCUGUGUUUACCUGUGAGGUGAUACAUGCUAGUUCUACUGUGAAAUGGGCCAAGGAAGGCAAAGCCAUCAAAAAGAGUCAGAAGUAUGACAUCAACCAACAGGAUAAGGUCAUAAAGCUGACCAUCCACAGUGUGUCUACGCAAGACUCUGGAGAGUACAGUUGUGAAGUUGUUGGAGGUGCAACCACCAGAGCCAGGCUGGAAGUCAAAGAUCCAAUCCAUAAAUUCACUAAAGCGUUAAAGGACAGCCAAGCAGAUGAGAAUGGCUCUGUGACCUUGCAAUGUGAGACGGCACAAACCCCAUCCACGGUGAUAUGGCUUAAAGGUCACACAGAGCUCAAGGCUGGAGGUCGAUAUUUGAUGUCCCAGAAGGAGGGGGUCUUGACUCUGAUCAUCAAACAGCUGGAGGAGAAAGAUACUGAUAUCUACACUUGUGAUGUGGGCACCGCCAAGAGCAUGGCCAAGGUGACUGUUAAAGCUCUGCCCGCCAGUUUUAAUGAGAAGCUCAAAAACCAGGAGAAAAUGGAAGGGGAGACAGUGAUGCUUCGCUGUGAGUUGUCAAAACCUGGAGCCAACAUUCAGUGGAAGAAAGGCUCUGAAGUUCUCAAACCAGGAGAGAAGUAUGACAUGAAGCAGAAGGAGACCAUUUGUGAACUUCAGAUUCUACAUUUGAAGGUUGAAGAUAAUGGAGAGUACUCGUGUGUGUGUGGAGACCAGAAGACAUCUGCAACCUUGAAAGUUAAUGCUUUGCCAGUGACCUUCAAACAAUCGUUGGAGAGUCAGGAGGCUGAGGAGGGAAACAGUGUUACUCUGUGCUGUGAGCUCUCUAAACCUGGAGUCCCAGUGGAGUGGAAGAAGGGAACACAGGUCCUGAAAUCUGGAGAGAAGUACCAGAUGAAGCAGAAGGCCUCUGUGAACGAACUGGUGAUCAACAAGGUGCUGCCAGAAGACAGUGGAGACUACAACUGUGUGUGUGGAGACCAGAAGACUACAGCCAGCAUCAAGAUCAAGGCCCAACCAGUGACCUUCAAGCAGAAGUUGGAGAGCCAGGAGGCUGAGGAGGGAAACAGUGUCACUCUGUGCUGUGAGCUCUCUAAACCUGGAGUCCCAGUGGAGUGGAAGAAGGGAACACAGGUCCUGAAAUCAGGAGAGAAGUACCAGAUGAAGCAGAAGGCCUCUGUGAAUGAACUGGUGAUCAACAAGGUGGUGCCAGAAGACAGUGGAAACUACAGCUGUGUGUGUGGAGACCAGAAGACCACAGCCAGCCUCAAGAUCAAGGCCCAACCAGUGACCUUCAAGCAAAAGUUGGAGAGUCAGGAGGCUGAGGAGGGAAACAGCAUCACUCUGUGCUGUGAGCUCUCUAAGCCUGGAGUCCCAGUGGAGUGGAAGAAGGGAACACAGGUCCUGAAAUCUGGAGAGAAGUACCAGAUGAAGCAGAAGGCCUCUGUGAACGAACUGGUGAUCAACAAGGUGCUGCCAGAAGACAGUGGAGACUACAACUGUGUGUGUGGAGACCAGAAGACUACAGCCAGCGUCAAGAUCAAGGCCCAACCAGUGACCUUCAAGCAGAAGUUGGAGAGCCAGGAGGCUGAGGAGGGAAACAGUGUUACUCUGUGCUGUGAGCUCUCUAAGCCUGGAGUCCCAGUGGAGUGGAAGAAGGGAACACAGGUCCUGAAAUCAGGAGAGAAGUACCAGAUGAAGCAGAAGGCCUCUGUGAAUGAGCUGGUGAUCAACAAGGUGGUGCCAGAAGACAGUGGAAACUACAGCUGUGUGUGUGGAGACCAGAAGACCACAGCCAGCCUCAAGAUCAAGGCCCAACCAGUGACCUUCAAGCAGAAGUUGGAGAGCCAGGAGGCUGAGGAGGGAAACAGUGUCACUCUGUGCUGUGAGCUCUCUAAGCCUGGAGUCCCAGUGGAGUGGAAGAAGGGAACACAGGUCCUGAAGUCUGGAGAGAAGUACCAGAUGAAGCAGAAGGCCUCUGUGAAUGAGCUGGUGAUCAACCAUGUGGUGCCAGAAGACAGUGGAGACUACAGCUGUGUUUGUGGAGACCAGAAGACCACAGCCAGCGUCAAGAUCAAGGCUGCUAAACUGGAAUCUAAGAGGCAGGAGACCAAAGAAAUACAUGAAGUUUCCGUAGAGAUGUCAGCAGCAUCAGCAGUGACCUCCAAAGUUGCAGCUGACAAGCAGGAAUCCAAAACGAAAGUUGAAGCUCUCCCAGUUGUUUUCACAAGAGAGCUGGAAAGCCAAGCAGCUGAUGAGGGGGACAGUGUUACAUUACACUGUGAGCUUUCUAAACCUGGUGUUCCUUUGGAGUGGAAGAAAGAACAACUUGGUCUUUGUCCUUGUGCCAAGUAUGAGAUCAGACAAACAGGACACUUGGCUACUUUAGUAAUCCAUGACGUAGAACCAGAGGAUUCUGGGAGUUACACAUGUGACACUGGUGACCACCUAAGCACUGCACAAGUGGCUGUGAAGGCCAAGCCAGUCCUUUUCAAAACCCACCUGCAGAACCUUGAAAGGCAGGCAGGAGACUGUGCUAGUCUUCUCUGUGAGACCACAAAGCCGGGAGCAAAUGUGCUCUGGAGGAAUGGUGACAGGGUGCUGACGUCCAGCAGCAAGUAUCACCUGAAACAGGAAGGGACUAUAGUCGAGCUUGUCAUCUAUAAACUGCAGGGAACUGACUCCGGAGAAUACUCCUGUGAUACAGGCAGCCACAAGACUUCAGCUGUCCUCACUGUGCAGGAAGUCGAGGUUACGAUACUGAAAUUCCUGGAGAGCUGCGUUGUAUAUGAUGGUGAAGAUGUCCGCUUUGAGUGCCUGGUUUCUCAUGAGGAGACACCUCUGGCUCAGUGGAAACUCCAAGAUGUCCCAUUACAGAAUAAUGAAAUGAACCUGAUCAAGAACGAGGGACGGGUACAUAGUCUCACGCUCAGAGGUGUCACUGCAGCUGACUCAGGAACAGUCACUUUUACUGUGGGAAGCCACACGUCUACUGCUUCUCUGACAGUGAGAGCUGCACCUGUAUUAUUCAAGAAGGAGCUGGAAAGUCAAGAGGCCCGUGAAGGAGGUGAAGCCUCCCUGUCCUGCGAGACAUCCAGCCCUGAUUGCAAGGUGACCUGGCGGAAGGGAUCAACAGUCCUCACCCAUGGGAAGAAGUACACCAUGGAGCACAGAGCUACCACACACAUUCUGGUUAUACACAAGCUGGCCAUGGAGGACAGUGGAGAGUAUACCUGUGAUACAGGAGACAAGAAAAGCGCUGCUACACUGACUGUAAAAGAGCAUGUGCGCAUCAUCAGAGAACUCUGCGAUAUUACUGUGACCACUGGGCAGGAUGCAGUCUUUGAGGUCGAGCUGUCGCACUCGGGUGUCACCAGCGGGGAAUGGUGGCUGGGAGACAACCUUCUUCAAAAUAAUGAUCUGAAUCAAAUGAGCAGCCAGGGCAAAGUGCACCGUUUAGCCCUGAAGAUGGUUACCUCAGAUGAAUCAGGGGAUGUUGCUUUCGUAGUAGGAGAGGAGAAGAGUGUGGCCUGUCUUCUGGUGGAGGAGAAACCCAAAGUGCUAAUAUUAGAGAAGCCGCACAACACUCUGGCAUUAGAGGGUGAAACUGUCACUCUGGCCUGCACCAUCUCUGAUCCCAACGCUACAGUCACCUGGAUCAGAAACAACGUGGCCAUCCAAGCAGGUCUCAAGUAUGAACUGAGGAAGAAUGCUGCCUUCCAUCAGCUUCGUAUCCACAACGUGAUGCCUGAGGACUCAGGGACGUACAUUUGUGACACUGGAGAUGCACAGUGUGAUGUCAAGUUGACUGUGGAAGGUGCCCCAGCAUUCUUCAAGAAAGAGCUCAAGAACCAGGACACGGUAGAGGGUAAUGAUAUUACCCUGCACUGUGAGUUGUCUAAACCAGGUGUUCGUGUUGAGUGGAGGAAAGGAGGCAUUGUCCUCCAGCCCGGUAAGAAGUAUGAGAUGAGGCAGAAAGGGUGCAUUCACGAGCUCUGUAUACGGAACCUGGAGCCUGAAGACAGUGGCUACUACACCUGUGAUGCAGGAGACCAGCUCACUACAGCUUCUUUAGCAGUGCAAGUGAAAGAAGUCUUCAUUGUUUGUGGUCUUAAGACCACUGACGUCUUUGUUGGAGAAUGGGCAACUUUCUCCUGCGAGCUGUCUGGUAGGGCGUCUGGCAAGGUGCAGUGGUGGCUGGAUGGCACCUUGCUGGAGAACAGCCCUUUUAGUGAGAUAGGGCUGAGCCAGGGCCACAUCCACACACUCACCUUAAAGAACCUGGCCACAGAUGACUCUGGCACUGUCACCUUCAAAGCUGGCAAUUUAACAUCAACAGCCAAGCUCUUAGUCAAAGAUCCCACAGUUGAAGUGGUGAGCGAGAUGGAGGACCUUCGGGUGGUUGAAAACCAACCGGCUGAGUUCAUCUGCCAGUUCUCAAGGCCAGUCAAGGCUCAGUGGAAGAAAGAUGGGCAACCUUUGCAGCCUGAUGGCCGAAGGGUGGUAGUGGAGCAGGACUGGAAUGUGGCUCGCUUGUACAUUAGCCGUGUGUCCGCUGAGGACAAAGGCGCAUACUCCUGUGAGGCAGAGGGGACCUGCGUGGUCGCUUCACUUCAUGUGGAAGCUAAACCAAUUCACAUUGUUCAGGGUCUGGAGAAUGUGGAAACUUUUGAUGGAGGAGAAGCUCUGUUUGAGUGUGCCCUCUCCCGUCCUGAAAACAAAGAUUACUGCUGGCUUCUUGAUGGAAAACCAGUGAAAGAAUCCCCCACAGCUGAGAUUGUGUUGUUUGAGAGUGGUCGCCGCCAUCUGCUCCUGCUGAAAGAGUUGCAUGUUAAAGACAGUUGCACAGUGACCUUUAAAUCUGGCACAGCGUCCACAUCUGCUCAGCUCUCUAUCAAGGGCUGGCAGCUGGACAUUGUGAAGGGCUUGGAGGACAAAGUGGCUGCAGUGGGAGAGAAGGCUGAGUUUUGUGUUCAGCUGACUGAGCCUGUCCCUGUGGCAGAGGUGGCCUGGUACGCUAACGGAGUUGAGCUCAAGCCCAGUGACCUCUGGGCUAUGAGAGCUGAUGGUUGUUCGUAUCGCCUUGUCCUGAGACAGGCACCCCUUUUGCCCCAGCAGGAAAUUACAUUCGCCGCUAGAGAUGCUCUCUCUUUGGCGAAGCUCACCAUCAUCACUGUACCUGAUCCUCCAGAAGAUCCAGAAGUCCUCAGUAAGACUAAACAAUCUGUCACCCUCUCUUGGUUCACACCUCUUCACGAUGGAGGGAGUCCCAUUCUGGGCUAUAGGGUGGAGAUGCGGCUGGUAGACAGUGCCCUCUGGCUUCCAUGUCAUUCUGAGCCUGUGUGUAACACAGAAUUUGUAGUUGAAAAUCUCAUCGCAGGAAGCAGCUACAGGUUCAGAGUGGCAGCUAUCAACAGAGCUGGAACUGGAGAGCCUGUCGAGCUCCCUCAGACUGUACAGCUUGAGGCGCCUACACAGCCACGAAUUAGCCCAGAUAUAGAUGCAAAACAGGUGGACACAGAGAUACUGGGACAGCCCAGUCUGCCUCCUGAAGCUGCUGAAGAAGCUGAUCUCCAUGAGCUGUGGGAAGCAUCAGCCAAGAAACGGCGCAUGAGUCGAGAGCCCACUCUCGAUUCCAUCUCUGAACAGCCUGAAGAAGGCGGUAAAGGUGGUCAGAAGAAAUCAGAACAGAUUCAGUCAGAGAAAGUGGAAAUAAAAUCGGCAGACAAACAAACUGUCACUGUGUCUAAGAAGCAGACAGAAUCCAAUUUGUCCACCACCUCUGAGGAUGAGUCUGUGUCUGGGGGUUUAACACUUGUAUCUUACCUCAAAAAGAGCAGCACAACUGCUGUCACAGCGACCAAUGAGACAGAGACUAUGACCGCUGACAGAUUCUUUGCACAUUUCCAAAUGGCAGAGCAGAGAACAGUGCAGAAAACUGAGGUGAAAACAACAACAAUACAGCAAACAGAUGAAAAACAGGUGUCUGCAGAGGAGACUAGCAUCAUGGAGAUCAGUAAAGAGGAUGAGCCUGAACUCAGAGAGGCUGCCAUCAAGAUUCAAGCUGCCUUCAAGGGUUACAAAGCUCGCAAAGACAUGCGUCCUGUCUUUAAAGAUGUCUUCAAAGACCAGACUAAAGAACCUAAUGGUACUAUACAACUUGAAUGCAUAGCAGACGGUAAACCUGAUAAGGUACGCUGGAUGAAAGAUGGAGAGCUACUGACAGAUGGCAAGCAUCAUCAUAUUGAUAUUUACAAUGAUGGCACCUGCUCUCUGGUCAUUACUGCCAUUACCACCAAGGACACUGGGGUUUACACUUGUGAGGUUACCAACAAGUUUGGAGUAACUUCUCACAGUGGUAAGGUGACUGUAGGAACAAUGAGAGAGUCAUCGGGACGACGUCCACUGACAGUGGGCUACAGUGCAGACAGUGAACCUGAGAGCUCCUCUGGUAGUGAGAUGGAUGAAUCACUGAGGCAGGCAAGCCGACGCCUGAGGCGCCUGUUACGCACACGUCUCCCACCAGAUGUUGAGGAAGAACCGUUUGUCAGCGCAGAUGAAGGAGACUUGCGUCCCCCAGAUCCUCACUCUUACCGUGAAGAUGAAAAUUACAUCUACAUUCGCUUUGAUUCACAGACAGAGGCUGAGGUUGCUGCUAAGAGGUUCCAGGAAAUGUUUACAGUCCAUGGGGUCCCUGUGGAGACCACCAUUCUGCCAGCAGGGCCUCUCAAAGUGGAGCUGCGGAUUGGAAAGAUGGGCUACAUGCAAGAUGGAACACAGACACCAACACAAGAUAGACAGCCUCCUGCUUUUAUGACUGGAGCUCCAGCUGCCCCGGUCUUCUUGACAGAGCUGCAAAGCCAGGAUGUUCCAGACGGUUAUCCAGUCAGCUUUGACUGCGUUGUUAUUGGCAAGCCCCUGCCCACUGUUCGCUGGUACAAAGAUGGUAAACUGCUGGAGGAGAAUGAUCAUUACAUGAUCAAUGAAGACCAGGAGGGCUGCCACCAACUCAUCAUCACCUCUGUGUUGCCCACUGACAUGGGUGUCUACCGCUGCACGGCUGAAAACAGCAGUGGCAUUACAGCCACUAAAGCUGAGCUCAGGGUUGACAUGUCAUGCAGCUCAGAUUAUGACACUGCUGCUGAUGCCACUGAGACAUCUUCCUAUGUCAGUGCCAAGGGCUACGCGUCCAGCAGGGAAACUGAGACCUUUGAGUCCGUAGCUGAAGAUGAUCAGCUGCCACAGGUUGUGGAGGAGCUUCAUGAUGUUCAUGUCAGUCCAGGUGCACCUAUAGCAAAGAUGCAGCUCAGAGUUAAGGGUUUCCCCAAACCCAGAGUGUAUUGGUUCAAAGAUAGCCACCCUCUGCGACCUUCAAAAAGGAUUCUGUUGUCAGCAGAAAGAGAUGUUCAUGGCGUGGAGAUCAUGGAAGUGAAGAAAGAGGAUAUGGGGGAGUACUCUGCUUACAUCAGCAAUGUAGCGGGUUCUGCCUACUCCUCUGCCCGACUGAUAGUCUUGAAUCCAGGGGAGAUUAUGCCACAAGAUAAAAAAGAUCCCAAAGUGCCCCUGGUGCCACCCCGCUUCCUGGAGAGGUUUAGCAACAGGAAGGUGAAACGAGGAGCAAGCAUCACUCUCUCUGUCAAAGUAGAAGGGUCUCCUACUCCCAUGGUCUCCUGGCUAAAGGAGGAAUCGGUGGAGGAUGUCUUGUGGAUCAAGCCUGAAACUAAGGGAUAUAAAAUAGCAAGCUCUGGACGCCAGCACAGCCUCAUCUUGAUGGACGUGGGCACAGAGUACAGUGGUGCCUACACUUGUAUUGCCACAAAUAGAGCAGGACAGUCCAUCUGCACUGCUCACCUCGAGGUGGAUGACACAUCACACCCGAAGAAAGAGACCGUAGCCUCGGAGGUUCUUGGAAUUACAGUUAGCCCUCCAAAGGAGGAGGCUCGCAGUGGAAAAGAGGGUAAAAUGCCCUACCUCGGUGAAGUAGGUACAGAGGAAUUCCUCAUGAAACUCACCUCUCAGAUCACUGAGAUGGUAUCAGCGAAGAUCACCCAAGACAGUUUACAGAAUCAUGAAGUGCUCCAGUGGAUGAAAUCUUGGCCCAAAACAACCACUUCAUUACGUGUACCGGGUGCUGACAGUGAUGAUGAGACCAAAACGCCUUCUCCAUCGCCUCAUCACGGUCGCUCUCGUCCUCCCUCCCUCAUUGCUGACUCCUCCUCUGAGUCCGAUGAAGGGGACGCCAGGGGAGAGAUGUUUGACAUCUAUGUGGCAACAGCUGACUACAACCCCACCAUGGCAAGCAAAGAUUCCAUCUCUCUAAAGGAGGGACAGUAUGUUGAGGUUCUGGACUCUGCUCAUCCACUCAAGUGGUUAGUUCGGACCAAACCCACUAAAACGACUCCAUCACGUCAAGGCUGGGUCUCACCUGCGUAUCUGGACAAAAAACUCAAACUCUCUGCUGAUACCGGGGACCUUCCUGAAACAAAUGUAGAGGAGGUGUCCGAGGGGGAGUACAAGAGAAAGUUGUUCCAAUUGAUCCAGGACUUGGUAAAUGGAGAAUCAGAGUUUGUCAAGGAGGUGGAUUUCUUUACUUCUCAUCACGUGAAGCAUGCAGACAGCCCCGACGCACCGCCUGAUGUCUCCAGCCAAAAGGAGGCCAUUUUCAGGAACAUUAAUGAUAUCAAGUCCUUCCAUACCAAGGCAUUCCUCCCAAAGUUGAAUGACUGCGACACAGAUGACGAUGUAGCCAUGUGCUUCCUGAAGAACAAGGAGGGCUUUGAGAAAUACCUCCAGUAUCUUGUAGGUCAGAGUCGGGCUGAAUCUGCUAUCAGCGACAAGACUGUCCACCUCUUCUUUAAGGAGUACAGUGAAAAGGAGCAGGCCAGUGCAGACCCCGCUGGUCCACCUGUAAGAAGCAUCAACGCCUACCUACAGCAACCACUGGACAGGGUUCAGAAGUACAAAGCUGCCCUCAAGGAGCUCAUUCGGAAUAAGGCAAGAAAUGGCCAAAACUGCUGCCUCCUGGAAGAAGCCUAUGCAGUGGUGUCUGCGCUCCCUCAACGUUCUGAGAAUACCCACCAUGUGUCCAUGAUUGAGAACUAUCCUGCCACCCUGGAAGUUCUUGGAGAGCCCAUUAGACAGGGACCUUUCCAAGUGUGGGAGGGAGCUCCUGGAAUCAGAACAUCCUCUAGAGGUCACCAUCGCCACGUCUUCCUCUUUAAGAACUACUGUAUCAUCUGCAAACCCAAGAGAGACAGCAACACUGAUACUCAGGCUUAUGUUUUCAAGAACAUGAUGAAGCUGAACAACAUUGAUGUAAAUGAAACAGUGGAGGGAGACGACCGUGCCUUUGAGAUAUGGCACGAACGUGAAGACUCCGUAAGAAAAUACACCUUACAGGCUCGAACUGUUACCAUCAAGAACUCGUGGCUGAGAGACCUCCGAGAACUGCAGCAGCGAUACAGCAUGCCUGCUUGGAGUCCCCCUGAUUUCGAAGAAAUUCUGGCAAACUGCACAGCAGAGUUGGGCCAGACUGUUAAGCUGGCCUGCAAAGCCACAGGAGUACCCAAACCUGCAAUCACCUGGUAUAAGGAUGGACGCACAGUGGAGGCAGAUCCUCAUCACAUCAUUAUUGAGGACCCUGACGGUUCCUGCACCCUGAUCCUGGAUAAUAUGACUGCAGAUGAUUCUGGCCAGUACAUGUGUUUUGCCACAAGCUCAGCUGGCAAUGCUAGUACUCUUGGAAAAAUCACAGUUCAAGUACCUCCUCGCUUUGUGAAUAAGAUCAGGAAUGCUGUCUUUGUUGCUGGUGAGGACGCUCAGUUUACCUGUGUAAUACAAAGCGCACCCACCCCCAAGAUCAGGUGGUUCAAGGAAGGCAGGCUGCUGACUGACCAGGAAAAAUAUCAAACCUACAGUGAGCUCCGCAGUGGGGUUCUGGUUCUGGUAAUUAAAAACCUGACCGAGAGAGACCUUGGACACUACGAGUGUGAGCUGUCCAACCGCCUGGGAAACGCCAAGUGUGCUGCAGAUUUAGUCCUUCCCUCUGCUGUGGCUCGCACUGGUGAACAGGCCAUCACCAUUGAAGUUACAGAACAGGAGACUAAAAUACCAAAGAAAACCAUUAUCAUUGAAGAGACUAUAACCACUGUGGUGAAGAACCCACGCAUGAGGAGACACAGAUCUCCUGGCUUGACGGUUGCUGGUGCCCACCGCUCCGAGACUUCCACGCCUGAGCCUCCUACGGCGCGGCAGAAGAGGAUGCCCGCUCAGAGAAAGACCACCAUCCCAACUCUGUACGUCACUGAGCCUCAGGGCGCUGAAGCCCGGGUGAUGGAUAGCAAGCCCAGGUGGGUUGAAGUAGAGGAGGUCAUUGAGUAUAAGGUCAAUAAGUCUCCCAGGCUGCCUCGGAGGAGAGGAAUCUCUCCGGCAGGGUCUGAGCGUGCAUCCACUCCCUCGAGACCCAAAAGAUCUCCGCUGGAAAACCCAAAUACUAACAAUUCCAACAACAAGCUGGUGGAUCAAGCUCAGGCCCAGCUGCAGGGAGACAUCAGCAGCCAGCCGCUCUCCUGGGAGGAAGAGGAGACUCCUGCUGCCUCUGGAGAACCACAUGAGGUCUCAUCUGUCCUUACCACAGCUGGAGAGGACAGUGACGAUCUGGACGAUCAACACACUGUCAUCUUUGAACCUGAUGAUGAAGAUAAAGAAUGUGGUCAGUUCAGAAAGCACGAGCCUGUUGUCCUCAAACAAGGAGAUCACGUUUUGACCCUCGAGGACUUGGAGGAUUACAUCCCAGAAGAAGGAGAGACUUACGGCUCCUCCGCCUCCCAUCCUGUUCCUGAUGAAAAGCCCUGUGAGAUCUCUGUGCUCCAGAGGGAGAUCGGCGGGUCUUCAGUGGGGCAGCCGGUGCUUCUUAACGUCGGGCGUCCUGACAUGGUGCCGAGGCAGAGGAGCGGCUUCUUCGGUCGCUUCAGGGAGCAUCUCUCCAGUAGCCUUUUCUCGUCUGCUGCCCCACAGGCCAGUGGAGCCCGAUCCAGGAUGGAGAGGGACGUCCCCAUCCAAGUGAGCCACGCAAAGCUGGAAUUGAAGCCUUCAUACUGCUCAGAGGUGCAGAGAGUUGAGGGCGGGCAGCGAAGCUUCAAAACCAAAGUGUCCACUCAGACCUACGGUUACACAUCAGUUGGCAACCCUGUCACUCUUCAAAUUCGGGAUAACAAUUACCAGAACCAGUAGAAGCCAACAAAGUUUAUUUGACACCACGAACCCUCUUAGUCUUAAAUGAGGAUGUUUCUACUUGCAUGAUUAAAAAAAAAAAAAAAGACGAAUCCUAACCUGCGGUACAUUUACUACAUUUGACAAACCAUUCCAUUUUGAAGUUGCCAAUCAGAAAAUAGGCUCAUCCGCAGAGUUGUUUUCUUGACAGAUGUUUGGAAUCAGAUGGUCUCUUUGGAUUGGGUGAGUUGGAAACCGUAGGGAUAACUAAGUCACUAUAAGCAGGCUUCAGACCCAUGCUGUUCUGUUACAGCUGCUAAAACAUAAAGAGUGUGAGUUGUACAGUAUACGUGGUGGACAGAAGCCAAGAAAUGACUCUGACUUUCUGCUGACUAACAAUUUCAGUGUGUGGUAUUGAGUUGAAAUUCGUACGAAAACAUUCACCGCCAUUUUCAUUGAUACAUACCUUCAUAAAUACCUUCACUAAAUCAUGGACUUGAUUCACCAAUAUUAACUGAUCAAAGCGUCAUCAUCCUGAUGGCUGCUGUUGUAUACAUACACAGAUAGAUAAACAUUUAGGUAUUUAUAUUUUUUUCGGAUUUACUUUUGUACCUUUCAAGAAAUGAGUUUGUGAGGUGAUGACUGCAAGUUUUACUCAUUUUAAACAAGCAGCACUGACUAUAAAUCUAGCAGCAUAACUUUGGUGACUGUUUAAGUUCAAUCAAAGAUGUUUGAUCAAAUUAUGGAGUUAGGAUUCUGUACUAGGUUGGAGUUUAGGAGUUUUUUUUGGUGAGCAGCUCAUGCAAAUAUAACACUUAUACAGUACAAGCAGAUCAUUUGGUAGAUGAACUGAUAGUCUGUUUUACAUUUGCAUCAUUAAUUAUUGUGCAGCACAUGUUCCUGCCAUGAACUGUGAACUGAAUUUUGUACUCAGCUUUUUGUUAAUGCAGUGCGAUUACCUGCAAACUCACAGGCUGCAACGGGGAUAAUCACGUGUAAGUGACACAUAUUUAAUUGCGUGCCUGCAUGUAUUUGCUUCUCUAAAGCAGAUGGUGUUUAUCCAGACUAACUUGAACCGUCUCCUUAUAUCAAAGUGCAAAUGUUUGUGUAAAACACUUGAGCUCACUGGAUUUACUCCCUUUUUAAUGCAUUUUAAUUGACUAGAAUAACUUUCUCCUGAGAGAUGUGUGUCGUUUGUGUUGCUUAAAGGUGUUUUCAGUCAGUUACAAGGGUUACGUUAUGUAUUAUUAUUAAAGCACUAACAGAUUGUAAUUGCUUGCACUGUACAUGUGUAGUUUUGGACAAAGUAAGGUUGAGUACAAAGUGUUGAAUUAAAUAAAUGUACUGCAAAUACUCA
Messenger RNA from Acanthochromis polyacanthus (spiny chromis), 20248 nucleotides. RefSeq names its product obscurin, cytoskeletal calmodulin and titin-interacting RhoGEF b (gene obscnb). The transcript is spliced from 79 exons. The record is from RefSeq and is a predicted model, not a curated record. Gene Ontology annotation, molecular function: protein binding; guanyl-nucleotide exchange factor activity. Bases 1 to 18912 code for a protein of 6303 amino acids. NCBI's taxonomy places the organism in Eukaryota, Metazoa, Chordata, Actinopteri, Pomacentridae.